AGUCGAACAAACAUCAUUUAGUUGGACUCCUAACUACAGUGGGGACAGUGAGAUCAGUUCUUAAAAAAAAAAAAAAUAUUUCAUAAGUGGCAAAUAAGCCUACAGCCGUGUUAGUAAGCUGUUACAGUAGCAUAAUAAUCUGAUGCCGCUAGAGAACAGUAGAUUGGGACUAUUCUUGAGACAAUGCCUGGUGACGGCAGCAGUUGGCAUCAACAUGAUUGGCUACGGCUGCGGCUUCGGCUUCCCUGGGAUCCUGCUACCCCAAUUGGAAAUGCCAGGCUCCACCAUCAGCGUCUCCGUCAAUCAAGAGUCUUGGCUAGCUUCAGUCAGUUCAAUCCCAAUGAUCUUCGGCAACUUUCUAAUCCCAGUGGUGAUGUCACGGGCCGGACGAAAGAUGGCGCUGUACGUUGUGACCUUGAUCCUGAUGAUGGGCUGGUUCGUCGUCAUUAUAGCCACAAACUAUGAGAUGCUGUUACUAGGGAUGAUGAUCCAAGGCCUGUCCUUCGGCAUGUUCAUGCCUCUCCGUUCCGUGUACAUCGGCGAGUGCUGCAGCCCGCGCUACCGCGGCGGUUUCCUCACCGCCACCGUCCUCGCUCAGAUCUUCGGCAUCCUCUUCGUCCACUUCACUGGCUCCCUCAUCAGCUACCACCUCACUGCCCUCUGCUCUAUCUCCUUCUCUCUCAUCAGCCUUAUCUUAACCUUAUACUCGCCAGAAUCUCCCAGCUGGCUUGCCACAAUAGGACAGCAUGAUGCCUGCAGAGAGAACUUCUUAUGGCUAAGAGGGGAGGAUGAAAUGCCUGAGCUGGAGAGAAUUAUCGAAACUGUCAACCUUUUUGAGACGCAAGAGAGAAUCCCACACACACCUAGAGAAAUUAUCACAGUGGUAAAGAAGAAAGAAUUCUACAAGCCAAUUUUGUUGUUAUUCGCUUUGUAUACUAUGCUCAGUUGUGGAGGAGCGCCAAUAAUGGGAGCGUACGCGGUGACGAUUUUGGGAUUACUAAUGCCUAAAGCAAACGCAAAUUUCUGGAUGGUAGCUUUAGAUUGCCAGAGACUAUUAUUUACUGGUGCAGCUAUUUUCGUUAUUAACAAAUUUAAGAGAAGAACCAUGCUGUUUUGCAUAGGGUCUCUUUGCGCUGGAAGUCAAGUACUGAUGGGUGCUUACUUAUUUGCUAAGAACAAUGAUUACCUGCCUUUCGAUUCUUUAUGGAUACCUGGUAUACUUAUAAGUGUGCAAAUGUUGAGUAUAUCUAUGGGAAUGCAGCCGCUGCCUGCUGUAAUCGCUGGUGAGGUGUGUCCUCUGCAGCAUAGGGGUCUUGCAGGGGGCAUAGGUGUUACAGCGUUGAGCGUGGCUGCUUUCGUGGUGUUAAAGACUUUUCCUGGUCUGGUUUCUGUAGGGGGGUUGGAAGGGGCGUACGCAGUGUACGCUGGGAUCAUAGUGACGUGUCUGGGGGUUGCGUGGGUGCUGCUUCCGGAGACUAGUGGACGGACGCUGCAGCAGAUCGAGGAGCAUUUUCGAGGGACGCCAAUGUUGAAUGAUGAUGAGGAGAAACUAUUGGCAAAUGAAACGAAAUCUAUUUACUUCUCUAUUCAAAAAUGAAAUGAUUGUGUUAGAGAUGAAGACUGAUUUAACUGAACUAAAUAAAUAAUAUAGAAGCAGAAAGCUGUGCCAAAUGAAAUGAAGAGUAAACUUGGUAUUUUAAAUUACCUGGCAAGCUAUAGGAGUACAAGCCAAAUUGAAAUAUUGACGCCAAAUAGCGUUAUUGAAAUAAAUCAUGUUUUUAAGAUUACAAAUAAUUUAGCUCUUAAGUAAAAAAUUGUUAUCUUAAGGUACAGACCUAAUUGUCAUUUUGUGAUCUCAUACCAUACCUUACUAGGUUAAGUUAAGUUUACUUUAACUUACAUUAUUGAUAAACAUCACUAUCCUUACUAAUAUUUAGUAGGGGUAGGGUUCAGGUACGAAUUUAUAUUCUGGUAUACCUACAGUAAAACAUGAUUAUAGCGGUGCAAUUAAUUUUAUAUCUUGUCAUUCUUAACAACCUGAUAGUUAAAUUCACAAAGACGCGUAUUUUGAUUCGUAUUGUCAUGCUACUCAUGCUCUAAGGGCUAUAUUUGAUAAAUUACAAAUUACAUGAUUUAUAGCAUAGAUUGAAUGGGCAGGAAUAUGUUGAAAAUAAAGUUCAGUGACUUAAAUGUAUAUAUUUUUUAAUUAAAAUACCCUUAAAUUAUAAGUAAUAAGGUCAUGUUAAUUUCAUCUCUACAUAGGGUUAGCAUAAAGUAUGCACAUAACAGGGUAAAUGCUUUUCACCACACCAACUGGUAAAAGGCUUACUUUGCUAUUCGAGUAAUUUCAUACAAAUUUUAACUUGAUGUCUUAAGCUGACUGGUAGAAUUUACCUAUAAAUUGUGAUUUUGAAUCAUAA
Leguminivora glycinivorella is the source of this 2420-nucleotide messenger RNA. RefSeq names its product facilitated trehalose transporter Tret1-like. Gene Ontology annotation, molecular function: transmembrane transporter activity. Lineage: Eukaryota; Metazoa; Arthropoda; Insecta; Lepidoptera; Tortricidae. Bases 143 to 1597 code for a protein of 484 amino acids. The record is from RefSeq and is a predicted model, not a curated record. Gene Ontology annotation, cellular component: membrane. The transcript is spliced from 4 exons. Gene Ontology annotation, biological process: transmembrane transport.